Molecule: messenger RNA, 627 nt
Organism: Caenorhabditis elegans
Lineage: Eukaryota; Metazoa; Nematoda; Chromadorea; Rhabditida; Rhabditidae
Source: the annotation of a RefSeq genome assembly
GAACGUACAUCUUGGGCCAGGCUUGCUUUGUUUCACUAGUUUCAUCAUUGCCAUUUUCAAUUUUAUUACAACACUGCCCCACGCAAUCACAUUGGCGUACGCUGUAUUGCUAAAUAACAAAUGUGGCUUCAGAUCAUUGUUAGGGGAAUAUUAUUGUGGAUGUAAAGUUACCAGGCUAAGAAUCACUUUCACUAUCUCCUCGUUUUUAUUUUUAUUAACCAUUCUUCGAGCAUUAUCUUCAAAGCAAAAAUUCCCUCAACUGAGUUUACAAUACAUUCGAUUUCAAGACAGUUUUGGACACUAUCAAAGCUACAGUAGUUAUCUUAGUUUCAAUCUGCCUACUCCGAAAAGUUUACGCGGUUAGGCAUGGAAAAAAGUUGAGCAACUUGGAAUAUUGUCACACGGUACACAUGUUUCUGUAUUUGUUAGUCUUUUGGACGUCCACAAUUGCGUAUAGUUAUUCAUUUUUUCGAAACAUUUCGGAGACGGUGGAAAAAGAAAUUGUGAUUUCAUUUCAAGAUUCUGUGGUGCUACGUUACCUGUUUAUAUAUGCAAUACUUUUCUCUAAGCUUAAAAAUUAUAAGUUUAACAAAAACAAAGUUGUGACUUUAUAUUAAUAAAACACCA